Messenger RNA from Mesocestoides corti, 2919 nucleotides. The record is from the annotation of a GenBank genome assembly. NCBI's taxonomy places the organism in Eukaryota, Metazoa, Platyhelminthes, Cestoda, Cyclophyllidea, Mesocestoididae.
AUGAACAAGAACCCCCUGGAAGAUGCGCAUUACCUGUGUCUGUACACCCAACGCGAUGGCGAUGUUGUACUGUUUCACGCUGCCGGCGGUAUCGACAUUGGCAACGUGGACGCCAAGGCAAAACGCUUCCUCAUUACCACAGAAAUGCUCGCCAGCGCCACGUCACCCAACGAGCCCAGCGUGACUCCGGAGCAGCUGAUCGACAGUGGCCUACUCGACGACCUACUGGACCCAGCUAGGAAACAGUGCGUGGCAGAAUUCAUCGCCGAGCUGCAUCGCACCUUUGCCCAUCUCCACAUCAACUACCUCGAAAUCAACCCGCUUGUUGUUUGUACCGACUCUCAAGGCCAUCUGCAAACCUACGUACUCGACACCGCUGCGAAAAUCGACCAAUGCGCUGAGUACUUAUUUUCCGGGUCUCGUGAUUGGUCGCCCGACGGCGAACCAAUGCUGUUUCCUCCGCCUUUCGGCCACGUUCAGACGCCUGAGGAGCAGUUUGUUGCCCAGCUGGACGCUCGCACCGGCGCCUCGAUGAAGCUGAGUGUGUUGAACCCUCGAGGUCGUGUGUGGACGAUGAGUGCGGGCGGCGGUGCCUCGGUUAUCUACGCCGACACCAUCUGCCAAUUGGCUCCGGCCAAGGAGUUGGCCAACUACGGCGAGUACUCGGGCGCCCCGUCUGAGGCGCAGACAUACGAAUACGCCCGCACCAUCUUAAAGUUGAUGACCACCGGAGAACCUGAUCCUGAAGGCAAAGUCCUCCUCAUUGGCGGAGGCGUGGCCAAUUUCACCAAUGUGGCGGCGACCUUCCGUGGAAUUAUUCGCGCCAUUCGCGAGUACCAGGACGCGCUGCGGACUCACAAGGUGCGCAUUUACGUGCGUCGCGGUGGCCCCAACUACCAAGAGGGUCUGCGUGAUAUGCAGGCCUUGGGGCGGUCGGUGGACCUGCCGAUUCACGUGUUCGGACCUGAGACCCACAUGACUGCCAUCGUCUCCAUGGCUCUCGGACUGAUUGAGACGCCCUCGGCUGUUGCAUUCACAAUUCCGUCGUUUUUUGAACAGCAAAUCAAGUCGCCUUUUGCGUCAGAAGCUCCGGAUUUCCAUGGUGACGGUGGAACCGUGGAGUGCCGUAGGGAAGCAGGAGUGCCACAGGCAAUUUUCACCAAGGCCACCAGAUCGAUAGUGUGGGGCCUCCAACUCAAGGCCAUCCAGUCGAUGCUGGAUUUCGAUUACGCGUGCGGCCGCGCCGAUCCCAGUGUCGCCGCGAUCAUUUACCCCUUCACGGAAGAUCGCACCGAAAAGUUUUACUGGGGCGCCGACGAUCUCUUCAUCCCGGUCUACAAGCACAUGCAGACGGCGUUCGACGCCCACCCUGACGCGACAAUUCUCGUCAACUUCGCCUCCUACCGCGCCGCCUACGAGGUGACCUUGGAGGCUCUUGCGAGUAAACGCGACCCCGAGGACGGAAUGGGCCCCCCGCGAUGCCGCGUCGACUGUGUCGCCAUCAUCGCCGAGGGCAUUCCCGAGCGCUUCUCGCGGGAUCUCAUUUUCCGCGCCAAAAAACUCGACGUUCUGCUCAUUGGUCCAGCAACUGUUGGAGCCAUUAAACCGGGAUGCUUCAAGAUCGGCAAUACUGCUGGAAUGAUGGAUAACGUUCUCUCCUCGAAGCUACAUCGACCUGGAAGUGUUGCCUACGUGUCUCGGUCGGGUGGAAUGUCGAACGAGCUCAACAACAUCAUCAGCAUGAAUUCGGACGGGGUUGCGGAGGGGGUUGCAAUCGGCGGUGAUCGGUUCCCUGGCAGCACCUUUAUCGAUCACAUCCUGCGCUACGAGGCGGACCCCGACGUCGCGAUGAUAGUGCUUCUCGGUGAGGUGGGCGGCCUGGAGGAGUACGCCGUGGUGGAGGCGCUGGAGUCCGGCAAGGUGAAGAAGCCCCUAGUGGCGUGGUGCAUCGGCACGUGCGCCCAGGUCCUCGCUUCCACCGCUGGAAGCGGCGGCAGCGACACCACCAACCUCGAGGAGGUCCAGUUCGGCCACGCCGGCGCCUGCGCUCGCUCCGAGCAAGAGACCGCGGUUUCCAAGAACGCGCGUCUCGCCAAGGCCGGCGCCCACGUGCCCCCUAGCUUCAACGAACUUGGCAGUCUCAUUCGCACCGUCUACUCGAGGCUUGUUGAGUCUGGAAAACUGACGCCGAAACCGAAUUACCCACCUCGGCCUGUUCCAAUGGACUACGCAUGGGCAAAGGAGCUGGGUUUCGUUCGCAAACCCGCAGCCUUCACAUCCACCGUCUGCGAUGAUCGUGGACAAGAGGUGCUCUACGCCGGAGUGCCUGUUAGCAAGGUUCUGCAGGAAGACCUUGGCAUCGGCGGUGUUUUAAGCCUUCUUUGGUUCAAGCGAAAAUUGCCGAAGUACGCGACGGACUACUUGGAGCGUUGCAUAAUCGUCGCGGCCGAUCACGGUCCAGCAGUGUCGGGUGCGCACAACACCAUAGUCGCGGCACGCGCCGACAAAGACCUCGUCUCCUCUCUAGUCUCCGGUCUCCUGACUGUCGGCAAUCGAUUCGGUGGGGCCCUGGACGCCGCGGCGCGCCAGUUCUCCGAGGCCUUCGACCGACACCUCUCGCCGGCCGACUUUGUCUCGUCGUCGCGUGCCGCCGGACGUCUGAUCAUGGGCAUCGGACACCGCGUCAAGUCAGUCAAUAACCCCGACACACGCGUCAGCUUGUUAGCGGACUUCGCGCGGAAACACUUUCCCAAGACACCACUGAUGGACUACGCCUUCGAGGUGGAGAAGCACACCACGGCGAAAUUACUCUAUUGGCUAAGUUUCGUUCGCAAACCCGCAGCCUUCACAUCUAGCUUCUGCGACGAUCGUGGACAAGAAGAGCUCUAUCUGAAAGUAACACCUACCACCUUGCUCUGA